Molecule: messenger RNA, 2148 nt
Organism: Cryptotermes secundus
Lineage: Eukaryota; Metazoa; Arthropoda; Insecta; Blattodea; Kalotermitidae
Product: proton-coupled folate transporter
Exons: 11
Coding region: 470-1873 (467 amino acids)
Biological process (GO): transmembrane transport
Cellular component (GO): membrane
Molecular function (GO): transmembrane transporter activity
Source: RefSeq, a predicted model, not a curated record
UUUGUCUUUUUUUUUUUGUAGUCACAUGAUGGUAUUUUGCAGACGAUUGUCAGGAAAAUUACAAUUCAUGACUCUUAACAUGUAGAUCGUGUGACGCACUUUGUAAACAGAGCAGGUGAAUUCUUUGUCGCAAUACAAGUAACAGAGUAAAUUAAUGUUAAUCGCAGUUAUUUUGUAAUUAUUAGAACGGUUCAUAUUUUGAGUUUUGAUGAAAAACAUUCUUGUGGAUGGACAGGAAUUCUUCUCCCACCAAGGACAUAUACAUUGCAUUUGGGGCCAAUCAAGAGAUUUUUCUCCAGGGGCAUAGUGUGGGAAUCGGAUAUGGAGCCACAACUCAUCUCUGUACAGUACUGAGAGUGAACGUAGUGGGAGCUGUACCCAUGCAGUGUCAGAACAGGAGCUGUCCAGAAGUCAUGAUGCCUCUUCCUGCCAUGACCAUGAAGAAAUUAACCCUCUCAUCGUUACGCAGAUGACACUGGCCCCCAGAGAGCGCUGCUGUUGGUUGACAGUGGAACCUAGUAUCUUCUUGGGAAUGCUAGGUCAUGCCCUCUCAAGUUCUGUGAUCACGCAGCUACUAUUAGCACGGAACUGCCAGGAAAUGUUUCCCUUGAAUGCAACAAAGUGUGAUAUGCUAGUUUACAGGAUAGACACACAGGAAGCCCGACAGCUGGAGGCACUGUUGGAACCUCGUGUCACUGUACUGCAGAUGUACAAGACUGUGAUUGAAGCCUUCAUUCCUGCGGUUCUCUCCAUGUUUUUGGGGCCUUGGAGUGACCAUUAUGGCAGGAAACCACUCAUGUUGUGGCCAGUGUUCGGAUAUGGCCUUACAUAUAUAAUAUACACUUUUCUGUCUGUGGUACCUGAUCUCUGUCCAUUCUAUUUCCUGCUGGCCAGUAUUCCUGUGGCUCUCAGUGGGGGACUGAUUACCGUUAUCUCAGGGAUGUAUGCCUACACCAGUGAUAUCACUUCUGCUGAAAAGAGAGCUUUAAGGAUGGGAUUCCUGGAUGUUUGUUUGUUUGGUGGAGUGGCAGUAGGAGGCUAUCUCAGUGCCCCGUUGUUCUCCGUAGCAGGGAAGUAUGGGUACUUGACAGUGUUUGCGACAAGUGCCACAUGUUAUCUGCUGAGCUUCUUGUAUGUGACAUUCAUACCAGAGUCUGUAAAUGUGAGCCAGAUGGGAAGCUCCAAUGGAGGGCUGUGCAGUGUAUUUGACAUACGGCUAGUUUCGAAGAUGAUUGCUACCUGCUGCAAGAGAAGAGAACACUAUAGACGAGCCAUCAUCUUCCUUGUCAUCAUCGUUAUAUCUACCUGUAUCAUUAGCUUGGAAGGUGAAAGUACUGUGUCGUUUCUUUACACAAGGGACAAAUUUGGUUGGGAUAUCAGAAAAUACACACAGUUUGGUAGUGUUGUGACACUGCUUUCAUUAUGUGGAACUCUGAUUGGAAUGUAUAUCUUCAGCGUGUGGCUCAGAAUCUCAGACAGUGUGUUUGCACUGUGUGUCUUCCUCACGAAGUGUGCUCAAACACUUAUCUUUGGCUUUGCACCAAAGGAUUGGUACUUAUAUAUUGGUAGUGCAGUUGGUGUCCUUGGAGGUGUUUCUGGUCCCCUUUGUCGCUCACUUAUCUCCAAAACUGUGCCAUUAGAAGACAUAGGUACAGUGUUUGCAAUGACUUCAAUGAUAGAGUCGCUGACACCCAUUGCUGCCUCACCUCUCUACACAUUUGUCUACAAUGCGACCCUUCUGACAUUUCCUGGAACAUUUUAUAUUGUUUCCUGUGCAAUAUUUGGUCUGGAUGUUAUACUGUUGAGCUGGGUGAUUGUGCUACAGCAUUUGUCACCAGCACACAGCUACACUCGGAUUCAACAGGUAGAAUGAAUCAAGAAGUAGUGCAUGAGCAGGUAACUUCGGACCUCUAUAUAGUAGAUUCUGUAACUCAAUCUCAGUGAACAAAGAUUUUCUCAACAGUUUCAGACAUGACUGCAUGAUUGUUAGGCACAUUAUGUCAUGUCAGAAUUGAACCUAACCUGAUGAUUCAAAACAAAUAGUUCUCAUAAAACUUUAACAGUUCUUCUAUACUGAGACAUAUACUACUCAAAGAAUCUAUGUUCUCCAGAACAAAUCUUUUAGUUUCUUUUGUCACUUUCAUUUAC